This is a messenger RNA of Prunus mume (Japanese apricot), 903 nucleotides long. Its product is annotated as appr-1-p processing enzyme family protein. Lineage: Eukaryota; Viridiplantae; Streptophyta; Magnoliopsida; Rosales; Rosaceae. The record is from RefSeq and is a predicted model, not a curated record.
CCCUCUCUCUCUCUCUGUGGCUGUACCAAAUGUGCCAUGCCCAGCGACCUGAGUAAAGCAUCUAAAUUUCUCAGCUCAGCUUUCACACUCAGACUCGCACCAAACCCUGCAAAAUUUCGCUGCUCCGUUAAGCUUUCAACCAUGUCUAAUGGAGAAGGAGCGGUUCGCUUCCCUUUAUCUGCUUCAAGCACUCUUGUCAUCCAAAAGGGAGAUAUCACCAAGUGGUUCAUCGACGGCUCCACAGACGCCAUCGUUAAUCCAGCAAAUGAGCGAAUGCUUGGAGGUGGUGGUGCAGAUGGAGCUAUACAUAGGGCUGCUGGCCCAGAUCUUCUACAAGCAUGCUAUAGUGUCCCAGAAGUCAGGCCAGGUGUCCGUUGUCCCACUGGAGAAGCAAGGAUUACCCCAGGUUUUAAGUUGCCUGCUUCUCAUGUAAUUCACACUGUUGGACCGAUCUACCGUUCUGGCAGUAACCCAGAAGUUUAUCUGAGUGCUGCAUACAGGAACAGCUUGAGCAUAGCCAAAUCAAACAACAUUCAAUAUGUUGCAUUUCCUGCCAUUUCUUGUGGCGUGUAUGGAUAUCCUUAUGAUGAAGCAGCCACAGUAGCUUUAUCUACAAUUAGAGAGUCUGUGAAUGACCUAAAGGAGGUGCACUUUGUUCUGUUUGCAGAUGAUAUUUACACUGUUUGGUUGGACAAGGCCAAUGAAUUGCUUAAAGCUUAAUAUGUACCAGGAGCAAGCAGUUAGCAGAUAUAUGACUUACCUUUCUGUCAUCAUAUGUGGAUGCAAAACUUUUCAUGUAGAGUGUUGACUUGUAACGUGUAGAACAAAUGGUGAAUAUGUUCUUAUGUUGCCAGGAUACUCGAGUUAUUAUUAUGAUGGAAAUUUCAUGGAAUUAUUAUUAUA